UAGAAAUGUACUGGUUCAGUAUUGAUAUUCGACAUAUUCCUUUAACUAACUUUUGUAUAGGCUCGGUGUUGUAAAUGUAAUGGAAAGGUACAGUUUCGGUACUGAUACCCAAUAUAUUACUUUUGCCGAUUUCAGUACUGAUGUAAUAACAAAAAUCUACUGGAAAUGUACUAGUUCAGUACUGAUAUUCGACAUAUUCCUUUAAACAACUUUUUAUAGGCUCAGUGUAAAUAUAACGGGAAUGUACAGUUUUGAUACUGAUACCUGACAUAUUUCUUUCGCCGAUUUCAGUAUUGAUAUAAUAACAAAAAUCUACUGAAAAUAUACUGGUUCAGUAUUGAUAUUCGACAUAUUUCUUUAACCAACUUUUGUAUAGGCUCGAUGUUGUAAAUAUAACGGCAAAGUACAGUUUCAAUAUUGAUAUUCGACAUGUUACUCUCGCCGAUUUCAGUACUGAUGUAAUAACAAAAAUCUAUUGGAAAUGUACUGGUUCAGUACUGAUAUUCGACAUAUUCCUUUUGUCAAUUUUUGUAUUGAUAUGUUACUGAAAUUUUACCGGCAAUAUGCUGAACUAGUACUACUAAUCUACAUAAUGGGCUAGUACAAUAUCAUUAUUUUUUUAAUGUUGGUCCAGUACAAGGCCAGUACUGAAAUAUGAAUCUCAAUUUUCAGUACAGAAUCGCUACCUCGCCAUUAUUCAAUACUAGUACAAUGUAUUCUAUUCCUACUUGGGUACUAAGAAUGGUGACACGUAUAAGAAAAUGUUUAAACAAAAGUUGCAUCUUGUUUUUUUUUGCUCUACGCAACUGCAUAUAGAUAAGAAUGAAAAUAUAUGUGUUGUUUAAGUUACUUCUCUUUUUUUGUUUCUAGUGUUAGGUUAAAACAAAAAGAAAGAAAAAUCUUAUUAUAUGAUAAUUUAUUUUAACUUAACUAUUUAACUGGCGAGUUUGGUUCUCCCGGAGUACUCAUUUUCCUCAGAUAAAUUGAGUGGAAGGAGAAGUGGAUCUCAGAAUCUAAUCAAUCGAAUUGCUGAGAUUCUUGGCCAGGAUCUACCAACAGUCAGCAGUUAAACUUUGGCAUUUAGACUUUAUCUAGUCUGAUAUCCAAGACUCUUAAAAGAAGAAGAAGAAAAAGCCGCGGUCAAAGGUAUAAAAAUCAUGGGGCAGCGUACAGCGUUACUGGUACUUGAGGUACUGAUAUUCCAACAGGGACUAGCCCUUAUACGGGCACCACGUGUUGCCAUUAUAGGAGGUGGCAUUGGUGGUGCAUCCGCCUCGCAUUUUUUCACAGAGUUAUUAAAUGGAACUGUGGAUAUCGACCUAUACGAGGCAAAAACUAUCGGCGGAAGAUUGGCGACUAUCAAGAUUGAUAAUGAUGAAGUCGAAGUUGGUGGUAUGGUUAUACAUCCCAUGAACAUGUAUAUGCAAAGAUUUGUUAAACUUUUGGGUUUGGAAAAGAGUUCUUACAUUGAUUCGGACAAAAGUGUUGCCAUAUGGAAUGGAGAUGAGUUUAUAUUUCGAGGAGAUGAUAUAAUAUCAAAGAUAAAGUUAUUUUGGAGAUACGGCAUUCAAAUAUUCAACCUCAAAAACCAUGUAGAAAACAUAAUGGAAAAUAUUGCGAAGAUAUACGAUCUGCAGGAUGCUGGGCAUUCCUUUGCCAAUGCCACCGCACUAUUAUCAGCUAUAAAUAAGGAUUUUCCGAAGUUAUUGCAAACCUCCAUGAGAGAGUAUCUUUUGCGUCAAGGUUUUAAAAAGAUUCUGAUCGAUGAAUUAGUGCAAGCCACUACCGUAGCUGUUUAUGACGUAGAAGUUCAAAAUAUUCAGAGUUUUGUUGGUUGUAUAUCUGUAGCUGUAGUAUGCGCUGAUUUGUGGUCUGUUAAGGGUGGAAACAAAAAGGUACCGCAGCAUCUCAUUUAUAGAAAUAAGAACGUAAACGUAGUACCGAGUCGCGUUAUAAAGAUCCACAAUCUAGCAAACGUAUCUAAUUCGAGUCAGUACGAAGUGACCUACAUAAAUAAAGGUAACACGGACUUAAUAACAUCUAAUUACGACAUUGUGAUUAUUGCCGCACCACUUACUAGCGACCAAGAAUUUCAAAUAGAAUUCGUCGGAUUUCCAAACAGCUUAGUGUUUUCAGGAGACUAUCAGACAGUAUAUGUGACACUUGUCAAAGCGAAACUUAAUCUAACAUAUUUUGGUUUGCAACAGUCUAUAAAUAAUAUUCUAAGUUUUAAUCUCAAUCAAACCAGGAUCAGUUUGUUCGAGAAAUCUAGUCUUGUUGACGAUUCAGUUAAGAAAUCUCCUCGAGUUUGGAGUAUACGUAGCAAGGAACCUAUGGAGUCAAGUGCUAUACACGAAAUGUUUUCUCAUGUCAUCGAGAAAAAAGAAAUCGUUUGGAAAGCAUAUCCCCAGUACUCGACAAAUUUGAAACCCAAUAAUUUCAAGUUACACGAUGCUUUGUAUCAUGUCAAUGCGAUGGAAUGGAUUGCAAGUGCAAUGGAAAUGAGUGCGAUUGCUGGAAGAAACGUCGCUAUUUUGGCAUACAAAGAUUUUCAGAAAUCACGGCUGUCGGACAGUCUUUCAACAUACGAGGUGUGAUCAAAAAAAGCAGCGUCGCAUGAACAUCACCCAAGACAUGUUGAACGACGUCAAUGAUGAUCCUGAU
Molecule: messenger RNA, 2664 nt
Organism: Solenopsis invicta (red fire ant)
Lineage: Eukaryota; Metazoa; Arthropoda; Insecta; Hymenoptera; Formicidae
Product: prenylcysteine oxidase-like
Exons: 8
Coding region: 1158-2597 (479 amino acids)
Biological process (GO): prenylated protein catabolic process; prenylcysteine catabolic process
Molecular function (GO): prenylcysteine oxidase activity
Source: RefSeq, a predicted model, not a curated record